Messenger RNA from Caenorhabditis angaria, 6821 nucleotides. The record is from the annotation of a GenBank genome assembly. Lineage: Eukaryota; Metazoa; Nematoda; Chromadorea; Rhabditida; Rhabditidae.
AUGUCAGAUGAUGUCACAAAUACAGUACAUUUUGACGACACACCAUUUGAGGAUGUUUUUGAAAUUGAGGAAGAAUUAGGAAGUGGUCAAUUUGCUGUUGUUCGAAGAGUUCGAGAAAAAUCAAGUGGUGAAAAGUUUGCAGCAAAAUUUAUUAAAAAACGAAGAUAUGCGACAUCUCGAAGAGGAGUAACAAGACAAAAUAUUGAAAGAGAAGUUCGAGUUCUUCAAAAAAUUCGAGGAAAUCCAAAUGUUGUUGAAUUACAUUCUGUUUAUGAAACUGCAAGUGAUGUUAUCAUUGUUUUAGAAUUGUAAGUUUCAAAGAGAUCGAAAAACAUUAUGAAAUAAAAUUAAAAUUUCAGAGUUUCUGGUGGUGAAUUAUUCGAUCAUGUUUGCGCCAAAGAAUGUCUCGAUGAAGUUGAAGCUGCCGCAUUUAUCAAACAAAUUCUUCUUGCCGUAAAACAUCUUCAUUCUCUUCAUAUUGUACAUUUAGAUAUCAAACCAGAAAAUGUGAUGCUUAAAAAAUCGGGUGAAACACAAAUCAAAAUUAUUGAUUUUGGUCUUUCAAGGGAAGUUGCUCCAGGAGCAACAGUAAAAGAUAUGGUUGGAACACCAGAAUUUGUUGGUAAGAGACACUCAAUUUUCAGAAAUAAGUAUAUAUAAUGAAAAUUUUCAGCACCGGAAGUAGUAAACUAUGAACCAUUAUCGAGUGCAACAGAUAUGUGGGCAGUUGGAGUUGUAACUUAUAUUCUACUAUCUGGUGGUUCGCCAUUUCUUGGUGAUAAUCGAGAUCAAACAUUUAGUAAUAUAACAAGAGUUCGUUAUCAUUUUGGAGAUCGAUAUUUUCAAAAUACAUCGAAACAGGCAAAAGAUUUCAUUUCUCGUCUUUUUGUUCGAGAUGUAGAUCAAAGAGCAACUGUUGAGGAAUGUUUACAACAUCCAUGGAUUCGUGGACCGGAAGGAAAUGCAAUUGAUGUUAGAAAAGCAUCUUGUAUUACAAUUUCACAUAUUUUAUCAUUCAAAACAAGGCAAAGGUGGAAGGUUUGUAGAAAAAAAUAUAACGCAUCGAAAAAUGCUAACCAGCUCUUUAUGACUCUUCAAACCUUUUUCGGAGAAAAAUUAAGCCCAUUUUAAUUUUCAGCGAAUUCUGGAACUUGUAACUGUUUUAAUGCGAGCAUCAAAACAUUCACGAGAAAUCGAAGAUGGUCGAUUUGACGAAGAUGAUUUGCUAAUAUCAAGUACAAUUAUAUGUGCAGAAGAAGGAAAUCUUCGAGCUCUUCACAAAUUAUCAGCUCUUCAUCGAUUAUUUCCAAAUGCAACAAAAAGAAAAGGUUAUCCAAUUGGAAAUACAGCAAUGCAUGGAUCAGCAAAAUAUGGACAUGCCGAAAUAUUUAAUUAUUUGCAUAUGAAAGGAGGAAAUAUUUGUGCAAGAGAUGAUAAUGGUAUUUAUUUAUUUAUUUGAUUAUUCUCUUAAUUAUUUCAAAACUAAUCAUAUUUUUCCGCUCAGGUGAUACACCAAUGCAUAUUGCUUGCCGAUAUUCUCAACAUAGUGUUGCUGCUUAUUUAUCAAAUGAAAAAAUCGAUAUUGAUUCAAUCAAUAAACGGGGUGAAACAGCAUUACAUUGUGCUGUGGAAUCAGCGGAUACAAGAGUUGUUAAAUUAUUGAUUGCUUUGCGACCAAGGCUAGAUAUUCCAAAUGCAGUGAGUUUAACGAUAAAACUUGAAAGUAGAAACAAUCUGUCAACAAUGUUAUGUCUUCCGGUUUAUAACUGACUCCAAACAGUUUUAUUUGCUUUUCUAAAGUUUACUUUGUAAAAAAAACUCUUUCUACGAAAUGAACUACCGACUUCAACAUUUCAAAAAUAGAAAGUUUACGUUUUGUAAAAUUCAAGAUUUCUUGUUUUUACAACAAUAAACAAUUCGGAAUUCUAACCCAGAUUUUGGAACCUCCAGUGGUCUCUUAUUCUUUUUUUCAGCAAUUUGCCACGUGGCAUUUCAUAUUUCAUUUCAAGAAAAAGUUCACGUUGAAAUGUUUUUUUUUUUGAAACUUCUAACCGGUCUCAAAUUGAGAACUUACUUCCAGUCAAAAAUGUUUUAGCUUCUUGAAAUUUCAAUUUUCUAUAAUUACUGGAAAAUUGGCGAGUUCUAGAAAAUCUUAAAUUCUUUUCAGACUGGUGAUACCGUAAUCCAUUUGGCUGCUGACAGCAUAAAUCCUCGAAUUCUUCCACUUCUUAUGUGUAUGAAUCCACCGCUUCAUCUACGAAACAUUGUGAGUUUUUAUUUUUACACGUGCGAAAAAAUGAAACAAAACGUGUACACUUUUCUCACUGCGGACUUGGCAGAAAAAAAGGGGCGUGUCAUGUACCUUUUAGCUACCUGUAAUUACGUGAUUGGCUGGGAUGGGUGAAAUCGGUCUUUUUUUUCGAAAUGAGUGACACGUUUCACUGACGUGGCAACGGUCCGCAAUCACAAAUUUUGUUUAUUUUUUUCGCCCGUGUUUUUAUCUCGAAGAAAAAACACAUUAUUUUUCUCUUCUCUUUUUCAAACAAACUCAUUACUUAUUCAUUGAAAAAUCCGGCGGUCAAAAUUGGGUGAAAAAAAAGAGGACACCAUCAAAUUUGUUUUCCCUCGAGAAAUAUUUUGUAUGAUUUAUAUGUAUUUUUAUGUGCGGCAAAAAUCGAAACGAAAAUUGUUUGGUUUGAGUCUGUCUGUUUUUUAGUAUCUAUGUUCAAAAAUAAUCGGCUAAAAAUAUAUGAAAUCCGUUAUUUUUUAGAUUUGGAAAUUUAUGUUCAAACUCUGAUCUUCAUAAUUUUCUCUAUUCCUCUUUUAGUAUCGCAAGUGUUCGAUCAAAAGUCGUUCAAAAGAAUUUUAAACGAUAAUUUUUUCAGUUUUUUGCAACAUAAUUUUUCUUAUCUUAAUAUGAAUCACCUUCUUCUACUUAAAUACGAGUUUUCAUCCAACCUAAUUCGAAUUUCGACAAUUUUACACAUAUCUUUAAAUAGAAAGCUUGGAUCUCAAGCUCCUCCCCUUUUUUCCAAAAAUUUCAUAAUCCGUCAUCGCCUCUUUUUCUCUGUGUUCUCUCAAUUUUUUCUAGCUUUGUUGUUCAUUUCGAUUUUCCUCUCUUUUUCUUUCCCUAACAACCAGGUGUACUACUAUCCCAACCACCACAAUUAUUAUUAUUAUUAAUAUUAUUAUUUAUUGCAAUUCAUCCAAAAAUAUAUUGAUUCAUUUUUUCGCACCUCCUCAAUUCAAAAAUUUAUCGUCAAAUGAGUUUAAAUGACGAAGAGGAGGUUACUGUAGCCUCCUCUUCAUCUCCUGAAUUAUCUGAAUCUGAAACAGAAACUGAUUCGGAUUCUGAAACUGGAACAAUUGUAGUUCCUGGAAGUGUUAUGGCAACUUAUUUAGCUGAUCCUCUUAUUUCGUCUAGUUUUAUGAGUCCAAGACCAAGAGCUGCUGAUUUCGUUUAUCCGGGACAUGAUAAAUAUUCAAAAUUAGGAAGUGUUGGGGCAUAUUCUUCAACUAGUGCAUUUAUUCAAUUAUUAAAUGAUGUUUCUGAAUUUCAAGAAUGUGAUUGUUCGGUAAGACAAAAAAUGUUCAUUGAUGUCCAAAAAACAGUUGUGUAAAUGUGUCAAAUUUCAAAAAUAGUGUCACUUUCCUUUCCUUUUUUCAAAAAUGUCUUUCAGCGAGAUGAAACACCUCUUCAUAUUGCUUGUGCACGUGGACAUAUUGACUGUGUUCAAUCAUUAAUUGAACAUAAUGUUCCAAUUGAUGCAAUUGAUCAAGAUGGAAAAACUGCAUUAAUUGUUUCUUUGGAAAAUUCGAAUAUUGAGAUAGCAAGUAUGUUAAUAACAAAUGGAUGUGAUAUAAAUCAUGCUGAUUUGGUAAGUGGAAUAUAACAAAUAUAAUUUUAUGAAGUAAAACAAAUAAUAUUUCAGCAAGGAAAUACAGCUCUUCAUAUUUCAUCUCGUCAAGGACUUCUUUCUGCAGUUCAAACUCUUUGUCAUUGUGCAGUCAAAAUUGAUAGCAUAAAUAAAUCAGGAAUGUCUCCUUUACAUUUAGCUGCCCAUCAAGGACAAGUUGAUAUUAUUCGAAUUCUUUGUUUGGCUCGUGCUGAUGUAACAAAAAAGACAAACGAAGGUUUAACACCCGAACUUAUUGCUUUAGCACAAGAACACACAUCUGCUGCCAAUUUAUUGGCAAAAGUCAGAAUGGUGAGUAUAAUUAAUUUGUGUAACAGUUGGUGAGACUCGACUCAAAAAAACCAUGAAUUUUUUAUAAAGUGUCUUGAAUUUUCGAAAUGUUUACCUUUUUGGUGAAUAAUAUAAAUGAAUUGCGAAAUGUGUUUCGGAAGUUGUGAACUUCCGGAUUAUUCAAAAUUUUAUGAAUUUGCACUUUCUAAAAAUUAAAGAGUUCAAACAACAUGUUUUUCAGCAAGAAGUUCGAGAUGAAUUUGUUGCACAACUUUAUCCAUUGGAUACUUCUCUUCGACGAAUAAAAUUGAAAUUAUUUGGACAUUCAAUGACCGGAAAAACAAAAUUAGUUCAAACUCUUCAUUCAACACGUGGAAUUUCUUCAUUUUUUGAAUCAAUGAGUCGACGAAUCUCAGAUCAUUAUAGUCCAAGUAAUAGUAUGGGAAAAGAUGAUGGAGUUUAUUCACAAAAUGGAUCAUUUCUUUCUGAAUCAAAUAAUAAUUCAUUUGAUCCAGUUAUGACUGAAUCUUCGUCAACAUCAACAACAUCAAAAUAUAUUCCGCCACAUUCUUUGUAUACACGUGGAAUUGAUGUUCAAACUGUGCAAAUAAAUGGAUGCGGAGAAUUUUCGGUUUGGGAAUUUGGUGGAUACGAUAUAAUGCAUACUUGUUAUGAUCAUUUUGUCGGAAAUACUGAUUGUGUUCAUUUAGUAUUAUUCCGAUCAGAUGAUCCUACUGAAAUUCAAUAUAAACAGAUUUUAUAUUGGAUGAAUUUCUUGAAAGGAAGAGUUACACCAUCUGAACCAAUCGGUUAGUUUUAAGAAAAAUAUUCUCAAAUAUUCGAAAACAAAUGAAUUUUUUAGGAAACUGUGGAAUAAGUUCUCGACGCUCAAAAGUUUUAAUAGUUGGAACACAUGCAACUUCAUCACUUUUUCCAAAUAAAAACAAUGAUGGAGAAUAUAUAUCAUCUGAUAUUGAAGCAAUGUUAUCAACAGUUCGUCUUCGAUUCGAAACUCAUUUUGAUAUGGAUCACAAACUUAUUCUUCUUGAUGCAACAAAUCCAUCGUGUAUUGGAAUGAAAUUAUUGAAGAAUGAAAUAUCAAAAUGUCGUGCAAAUAUUCUAUCAAAACUUUUGAAACCUUUGGCAAUUCUUGACACAGUAAUUGGACAUUUGAAUAUUGCAAGGAAACAACAUGCCAAUUUUCCUGUCAUAACUUGGCCACAUUUUAUGAAUUUAGUUCGGAAUGAGAUAAAUCCAUUAACUGGUGAUACACAUUGUCGACAAAUUGUACAACAACUUCAAUUGAUUGGUGAAGUUGUUUAUUUGCGAAAUGAACAAACACAAUUAGAUUAUGUUGUAUUAAAUGCUGAAUGGUUAGGAACUCAUAUUAUUGGACAACUUUUGAGUGCUGAAUUUUUGUCAAAAGCAAAACCAAAUGGAAUGUACAGUAUACCAGAUCUCACUUCGAUUUUCCCUGAAAUCACGGAACCUGGAGAUCUUAUGCAUAUUUUGGAUACUUUACAACUUUGUGCACCUCUUGAUUUGGCGGAAAGUUUUGAAUUUCCAGUUUGUAUUCAAACACCAGCUCCAGAUUCAAUUUGGUUAGCUGAUAAAUCAACAUAUGUUUAUGGAGGUGUAAGAAUAUUACCAAUGAGAGGAAUGGAAAGAUCAUUAUUAAGUACAUUUCCACGAAUUCAAGUUGCACUUCGUCGAAGUAUGAAUGAAUUUCAAGAUCCGAUGGAUGCUGAAUUAUUACAAUGGAAUGAAUGUAGUAAAAUGUCAUCGGGAUUAAAAGAAGCACUUAUUCGACUUGUUGGAGAUGCUGUUGAAAUUAAAGUUCGAGGACCACAAGAUAGAGCAACUUCCUGUUUUUAUUUCUUGGAAGAUUUGAUUAAUCUUGUUGAGCAAACAGCUUGUGAAGUUGCACCUGGAAUUGCUUUGGAAAGACAUUUUAUAAGUCCAAAACAUUUGAAGGUAAAUAUAUUUCUUGAUCUUUUCACAUCUAAUGUAUUACAUUUCAGGAACAUCGUGAUAAUCCAGCAUUAUUCUUACCAGAAGCAAUGAUGGAAAUGCAACAAAAAGAAUCUUUAUCAGUUCAAGGAACACAAGAAGAAGAAGAACUUUUCACCGAUGUUGUUUGUUUUGGUUCUCGAGAUGUUGCUCGUCUUCUUACUCUUGGAAUUGAUGUUGGAGUUGCUGAACUACAAAUGACAAGUAGAUGUGAACUUGCUUGUCUUCUUGAUCCACCACAUCAUAUGGGAAGAGAUUGGUCUAUUUUGGCAGUUAAAUUACAAUUAACUGAUCAAGUGCCUGAUGUGAGUGUUUUAUAAGAAGAAUUGUUAGAGAAUCUAAAAUCUCGAAUAUUUUCAGGUUGAUUCAACGGGUCAAAGCCUUUCUCGUACUGAUCAACUUCUAAAUGAAUGGGCAAUUCAUCAUCCCGAACAAGCGACUGUUGGAAAUCUUUGUCGAAUUCUAGUUGAACUUGGUCGAACAGAUGCACGUGAUGCAUUAUAUCGAACAGUUCCACUUUAUCUUUUUGCUCCACUUGAUGAUCAAUUUAUUGAUACAAAUGAUAGUGGAGUUGUUUCAUCUUGUCACUCUUCAAGUGAACAUCAUCAUCAUUUACUUACUUAA